Molecule: messenger RNA, 1961 nt
Organism: Cyprinus carpio (common carp)
Lineage: Eukaryota; Metazoa; Chordata; Actinopteri; Cypriniformes; Cyprinidae
Exons: 7
Coding region: 133-1752 (539 amino acids)
Biological process (GO): cell surface receptor signaling pathway
Molecular function (GO): transmembrane signaling receptor activity
Source: RefSeq, a predicted model, not a curated record
AGAGCUUGCGUGCAAUGAGACUGAAAAACCACUUCAUCGCCACUUCCCCAAAUUUCUGCACACAGCUCAUCUUUCUGUCCAUCAGAUGGUCAUAUUUCUCUUUCUGACAGACAAAGCAGAUCGGCUCAGCUGAUGGACAUGAGGUCUCUGUUGUUACUAUCAGUGUUGGUGGCUCUCAUAAGGGAAGGCGAGGGACAGAAUCUAACAGUUACUCUCUUGCCGAAGUUCCCACAGGUGUUUGUUGGAGAUGACGUCACUCUGAUCUGUAACUGUAAAGGAGGGAGUAAACCAACAACAUGGAUUUUUAACGGAGCAUCACAAACACAUGAGGAUUAUUCAAAGCUUCUUAUUGCAGUAACUCCAAAAAACAACGGGGUGUAUGAAUGUGUGCAGGGUGGAAAGAGGAGUGACCCAUACACACUCACUGUCCUGAAUCUUGAGCCUCACGCUCAGCUCUCUCCAUCUGUAGGAGGUGCUGUGAUGAUCAAAGGAGAUGGAAGAAACCUGGUGCUGCAGGCGGACGAUGAUCUGAAGAACUGGUCUUGUUUUGUGUUGAGGGGAGUGAGCACCUUCAGUCUAGCACUCGAUGUUGAUGAGAAGAUGAACAGAGCUGUUAUAUUUGCAGAAUUAAAGGAGGCAGAAAGAGCCACUUUCUUUUGCAAGAAAAAGAAAGCAGAUCUUCGAAGCAAUGCAGUGACGCUGAAAAUGACAGAGCUCAUGGUGAUGUUGGUUCCUCCGGCCAUUCCUGCGCUGCAGGGGGAGCCUGUGGCUCUCAGGUGUGUAGUCUGGGGUGGACCGCUGGAAAAGGCCAUCUUCUAUAAGGAUAAAACACCAAUACAGAGCUCAGCUGAAGACACAUACACCAUCACCAAGGCCAAACAAAGUGAUAACGGCAACUACAGCUGCCACGCCACCUACAGGUUCAGCCACAUCAGUGCAGGAGCUGCACGGAAGGAAGGAGAUUCUGAUGCUCAGGAGUUAAAAGUUAUAGGUGGACCUCCUGCUGCUGUGAUUUCAGAGUCUAGUAACGGUCUGCAGUGUUCCUGCCCUGACUGUCCUGCCAACUGCACAUCCUACCACUGGUAUCACACACCCUUAAAUGACCCAUUCACGCGCAAAAAACUAUCUGAAAGUAAUGGGUUAAUCACUGUAAAAGACGUAGGACAGUACAAAUGCAGGAAGGAGUGUGGGAAAGGUUUCUCACGUUUCAGCAACAUCUACAUCUACAAAGAUACUGCACACUUGAUGCCCAUCUUGUUGGCAGCGAUUCUGAUCUUUCUCGGGCUGUUGAUCGUCUUGCUGAUCGCGCUAAAACGCAGACGUGGAGGAAGCGCCAUCCAGGAGACCGAACGGGAUAAAGACAAGAAGACAGGUGGAGACUAUGAGCAAAUCCAACUCAAGGACAAGGAUAAGGCGGUUUACCACACCCUGGGCGAGAGCACGAGCAAGGACCGAGCCGAGGGGGGUUACGAACCCCUACAAAAGAGGGAGGAGGAGGGGGUGUACCACACAGUAGGACCUGAAGGACCUGGAGAGGGUCAGAGUGAAGGUAAAGGUGGGUACGAGGCUCUUAAGAGCGUCAAAGCCGAUGUGUACCAGACACUGAGUUCAGACGACUCAAAAAAGCCAGCAGGAGAAGCAGAGGGAGGGUAUGAGCAGCUUCCUCAGAAAGACAAAGAUUAUGAGGCCGUGACAGUGGAGGACAGUCCAUACGAAGAAGUGAAGAAACAGACUGACAAAGAGAAAGAAUAAGGAAAUCUGGGAAACAAUAAGCACCAUAAUAAUCAAAUGGCUGUUUAGUCAUUGAAGGCAAUGCAGUCUUUCUAAAAAACCUUGCCAAUAGUUAAAACAGUUAAUCUAAUGCAGGUUCAUGUAUUAAAUGUAAUGUAUAGGGAUACUUGGUACUCCGCCCAAAAAAUGUACACACACAUUAUUUGUAAUGCAAGAGUACCUCCAAAACU